UAUACAAGGUUUAAAUUUUGUAACGUAAUAAGCCUGAUUUAAACUGAUUUAAACGGUGUUUUAAAUAAACAUAAUAUCGGAAUGACCGUAUCUACUAUGGCGUGUAAUCUCUUUGGACGCGAGGGAGUAAAAUGCUGCAAUUUUACGGCCGAAAUUCGCUUGGGUCAGAAAUUAUGCCGUUGCCAGAUUUCGCGAUAGCAAAUUUACGGGUUUGCAAGCCAGGGGCUGCGAAUUCAAUUGCUUGAAUAUUUUCUAUGGCCUCGAGGAUUCCUUUGGCAAACGAGAACUCCCAUGGGGGAGCAAAAAAGGCCCAAAAUCAACAGGGCGGAGCGAGUAAUUUGUGGGGAAACCAGGAUGAAAUGAGGCGAUAUGUUUCCAAGCUCAAAUCUGAACUUGCUGAGCAAAAGAAUCGGGUAAAGAGGGUGCAUCGCGACAAAUCCGAAGAAAUCAAACGACUCCAAGAGAAUUUAGAUCACGAGAAGCAGAAAGCUAUCGAGAAUGUCUCCAAGAAACUAGAAAGCGAUAAAGUAUACGAGCUAAAGAAAAUGAAAGAGUCGGUUGCAAAACAAAAGGAGCACGAGCUUCGUCAAGUAUUGCGAGUCAAAGACGAAGAAAUGCGAACGUUGAAGCAGGAAUUGCAAGAAAGCAAGAACACUACAAGGAUUUUAGAAGUUGAAAAUAAACGAAUACUAAGUGAGCAAUCCCGUGGUGUUGACACAAAUGAUAACGAGAGACGUUGGAAGGGCGAAGUUAGUUCGCUACGAAACGAUAAGAAACGCUUGGAGGAGAGUUUGAGGAUUAAAUCCGAAGCUGAUUUCGAAAAGGCCGAGCUUAUACGAAAGCUUAAGCAAGAACACGACUUAGAAAUACGACGACUCACUAGGGAAUCAAAGCGAGAAUCCAUGAAAGAGUUUAGGCAAUUAAAAGCCGUUUCGAAAGAAGUCGAAUUAAAAAAUCAUCAACUCGCUGCGAAGGAGGCAGAGAUGAGACGUCUGGAAAGGGAGAGAAACAACUUGGGAAACGAGCUUAAUUUACAACGUAGAGACAGCCUGAAGAAAAGCAAUUCGUUCAAUUUACAGAAAGUGAAAGGAUUGUCAGCAUCCCAAAAUUCUGAGUCAGAUAUUGACAGUGUCGCCGAGGAAAGGAUAAAGAAAUUAAAAAUGAGGAAUUCUGAGCUCGUUGCUAUUGCGAGAAAGUUGGAAGAGAAAGCCAAACACCUGCAAGAAGAAAAGGAUUUAUUGGAGAAAUCAAGCGGAAUGAAUAACUCCGAUGUGGGCAAUCUCAAGAAGGCGUUUGCUCGACAGAGAGCCAAAGAUCUUGCUGAACGAGCCAAGCUUUUGAUGAAUAAGGAUAAUGAAAUAAACAAUUUGAAGAAAGAAGUCGAGGAAACACGUCACAAUGGCUUUAAUGAGAAUGGAAGUGCUGAUGAACUGGAAAAGAUUGUUGAACAAACGUCGAAAGAACGUCUUUUGCUUGAAAAACAAGUUUCUUCAAACGUCGAGAAUUUACGAGAAGAAAUAAAGGAUAUCACCGCUCAAAACACAAGACUAGCAAAUGAUAACGAUAUUUUAAAAGAGGAAGUGUGUAAACUGCAAGAUUUUAAAUCAAAACACGACACAAUUUCAACUCGACUGAAAGAAGUCCAGGCACGCAAUGAGAAGCUGGAAAAUGCGUGUUCGGAAAAGGACAAGCGGUUGUAUAAAUUGGAUUUAGAAAAGCAAGCGUUCACUGCGAAGAACAAUGCAUUACAGAAGAAAAACAACGAGUUGUUAUCUAAAGUUGACCAGCUUAAUCAGGUUGAAAGAGAAUGCUCUCGUUUAAAAGAGAGUAUCCAGACAUUGGAAAACGAGAAUCUUGCGAUGAAAGAGGAGAAUGUGAAAUUAAGAAACGAAAUCAAAGACUUAUCCGAAGUUAAAAAGGAGGCCGAACAGUUAAAGCUAGAUAAUAUGGAUUUAGAAAAGCAAAGGGAAAAUGUUUCGUUGAAGCUCGAGGAACGAGAUCAAGAAAUUUCAUCUCUUUAUGAGGCACAAGAAGUGGCUCAGAAAAAUCAUUCAGCAGAAGUGAGUGGUUUGGAAGACAUGGUGCGCCGAUUAAAGGAACAAAAAGCGAGGAGUAUUCGUGAAGAAAAGAUGGCCGAAUCUCGUAACACGGCAAGUUCAGUGCUAACGUCGACACCAAAAGACAGCAAAAGUACCCAGACCUCUCGUCCGUCAUCCCCGGUCAUGUCACCAAUAAUACACAACGGAAUACAUGAGUUGCAACGAGACUCCCAACAAGACGAAGACAUAAAGAGUAUCGAUGAUGAUUCGGGCCAGGAACUCCUAAAUGUCCCGUACAACGGAACGAGUUCUUCGACUAGUUUCGAUUUGGAAAAAGCGGGAACACGAAUUCAGCAAUUAGCUGCUUCAGAUUCUGACGAGAUUGAUUCUAAUUUUGUGAAAACCCAGAAACAAUCGCCCGUGUCUUCGGAGAUCAGCGAGUCUUCGGAGCCGAGUGUCGAAGAUCAGGCGAGCGAGGAAGAUAAAAGUUACAGCGCGGAUGUGAGCCAAGCCAGUGAUGUUGAAGAACUUCGUGUAAAUAAGACAUUGCAAGAUGACCAGCAAGAAUCAGACUUUUACGAUCCCAGAGACGAUCCUGAUAUUUACAUCGGAAGUCCGCUUCAAGACUCUCCCGACUUGGAAGAAAAACUCUCCAUAUUCAUCGCUAAGUACAAUUAUGAUCCAAUGCUAUAUUCUCCUAACGAGAACCCAGAAAUGGAGCUCGCUUUUCAAGCUGGAGAUUAUCUGUAUGUUUACGGAGAUGUCGAUGGGGAUGGUUUUUACGUGGGUGAGCUCAUGAACGGCGAACGCGGUCUUGUUCCUUCGAAUUUUGUUGAACAAAUCGCAGAGGAAGAGGCCAUUUUGAAAGAAAGCGACGACUUAGAUGCUGAUUUUGAUAGCGAAGAAGACAGUUCAGACGACGAAAUAACGUUAAAAGACGAGGAUGGCGAGAAGAGAGUAAUACGACCGAAAGCAUUUUCGGAACGUCGUCAUGAGAUGUUUCGAUCAUCUCUUGAUCACGUGCUAACUGAACAACUCGAUGACAUCCGGGAGUCUGAGGAAGACGACCUGGGAACGAGUUCCCUCUCCGAGGACGAGCUUGGAAACCGGAAAAACCAGAAAAACAAGAGCAAUAAACCGGAAGCGGAUCAGGUUUCUAGCGAUGGAUUGGAUUCGAUGGAUUCUGAUGUCCCAGAGCCACGCGUUCCAUCACCAACUAAACUCUCUCUGGAUCGUCAGUUUACGAACAGUGCAUUAAUAAGCUGGCGAGGAGCGCAGCUGCCCAAUGAUGAAAUCCAGGGAUACAAUAUUUAUGUCGAUGGGAAAUUCAAGACCCAGAUCAAAGGAAGCAAAAAGACGAACGUCGUUGUGGAAGAUAUCAAACCCACCGAGACAUAUCGAGUAUCGGUGCGAACAAAGUCGGUCAGCGGUGUUGAGUCACCUGAUACCGACGCUACAAUGGUUUUUGGUCCAGAUGCCACGUUGUCGCCUAGCAACGUCGAUGUAACCAAGAUCACAGCCACGUCAGGAGAGCUUCAAUGGUUGCCAUCUCACAGUAGCUACCAACACGAGAUUUUCUUGAACGAAACAUUACUGGAAAAUGUCAAAGCUGGUUGUUCAUCUUUUGCGUUUAACGAUCUUUCUCCUUCGACGCAAUAUCACAUACGAGUGCGGACAAUAAUCCCUGGCCAUCUUGAAAUGUCUGGGCGUAAGCUCACAGAGAAGGAUUUAAGUGCUGAAGUGGAGUUCACAACGGCUGAUGGAGGAUUACCAGAGCCUCCUGUUGAUCUUCGACUUUCCCAGCGGACGUCAGAGAACGUGGUUCUAACUUGGUUACCAGUCACUCUUUCUCUCGAUGGCUACUCUAAUGGUUAUAAAGUGAGCGGUUAUAAGAUUUACGUAAAUGAUAUUUAUUGCACGGAGAUUGUUUCUGCCUGUGUGGACAGCAUAGUAAUACCAGUGGAAAAACUGAGAAAUCUCGGAAAGCGACACGACUUUUCGCGCAUGCGCUUUGUUGUUAGAACGCUGUCCGUACUAGGCGAGUCUCUCGACUCGAAUGCUGUGGAAAUUUGCUCCGAAGAUCAUGAAAUAGAAUAG
This is a messenger RNA of Dendronephthya gigantea, 4136 nucleotides long. RefSeq names its product peripheral-type benzodiazepine receptor-associated protein 1-like. Bases 255 to 4136 code for a protein of 1293 amino acids. NCBI's taxonomy places the organism in Eukaryota, Metazoa, Cnidaria, Anthozoa, Malacalcyonacea, Nephtheidae. The transcript is spliced from 21 exons. Gene Ontology annotation, molecular function: protein binding. Gene Ontology annotation, biological process: neuromuscular synaptic transmission. The record is from RefSeq and is a predicted model, not a curated record.